This is a messenger RNA of Callorhinus ursinus (northern fur seal), 4635 nucleotides long. It is a transcript of the gene SORBS2, whose product is annotated as sorbin and SH3 domain containing 2. Gene Ontology annotation, biological process: Notch signaling pathway. The record is from RefSeq and is a predicted model, not a curated record. NCBI's taxonomy places the organism in Eukaryota, Metazoa, Chordata, Mammalia, Carnivora, Otariidae. Gene Ontology annotation, cellular component: dendrite; synapse; neuronal cell body. Gene Ontology annotation, molecular function: protein binding.
CUCGGGUGUACCUGCUUCCUGUUAACAGACUGUUGGCUCAGAGAGCAUCUGCCUGCACGCUGAGGCUGAGGCCGAGGCUGAGAAGGAGGUCCCUGCGUAUCCACUUGACUGACAGAGACACUUGGAUUGGAUUUAAUCUUAAACCUCUGGAGUUCAAGACCUUUUAAAAAGGGCUAAAUAAACAAUCUCUACAUGUAAAAGGCCACUGACUCCUACUUCCUCUGUUUAGAGCAACUGUUGAACCCCAGCUGCCUGUAGGAAAACUGAAGACUUUAAUAGCAAACCCUCCAAGGUCAGAAUGAAUACAGAUGGCAGUGGGUGUGCUCGCAAACGUGCCGCCAUGUCUGUUACAUUAACAUCUGUGAAGAGAGUUCAAAGUUCUCCAAACCUAUUGGCCGCAGGGCGUGAUUCUCAGUCACCAGACUCAGCUUGGAGAUCUUACAAUGAUCGAAAUCAAGAGACACUGAACGGAGAUGCUACAUAUUCCUCUCUUGCAGCAAAAGGUUUUAGAAGCGUUCGCCCAAACUUACAAGAAAAAAAAUCACCAACUCAGAGCCAGAUAACAGUGAAUGGAAACUCUGGAGGUGCUGUGAGUCCAAUGAGUUACUAUCAAAGGCCGUUUUCCCCUUCAGCUUACUCUCUCCCAGGCUCGCUCAAUUCAAGCAUUAUCAUGCAGCAUGGCCGCUCACUUGAUUCCGCGGAGACAUAUCCCCAGCACGCGCAGUCUCUGGACAGCACCAUGGGCAGCUCCAUACCACUGUACAGAUCCUCAGAGGAAGAGAAGAGAGUGACGGUCAUCAAAGCCCCGCACUACCCGGGGAUCGGGCCCGUGGAUGAAUCCGGAAUCCCCACAGCAAUUAGAACGACAGUUGACAGACCAAAGGACUGGUACAAGACAAUGUUUAAGCAAAUUCACAUGGUGCACAAGCCGGAUGAUGACACAGACAUGUAUAAUACUCCUUAUACAUAUAAUGCAGGCCUGUACAACUCACCCUACAGCGCUCAGUCACAUCCUGCUGCAAAGACCCAGACCUACAGACCCCUCUCCAAAAGCCACUCCGACAAUGGCACCGAUGUCUUUAAGGACGCCUCCUCCCCUGUCCCUCCCCCACAUGUUCCUCCUCCAGUCCCACCACAUCGGCCAAGAGAUAGAUCUUCAACAGAAAAGCAUGACUGGGAUCCUCCAGAUAGAAAAGUGGACACAAGAAAAUUUCGUUCUGAGCCAAGGAGUAUUUUUGAAUAUGAACCUGGGAAGUCAUCCAUUCUCCAGCAUGAAAGACCAGCCUCCUUGUAUCAAUCCCCUAUAGACAGAAGCCUGGAAAGACCCGCCAGUUCUGCGAGCAUGGCCAGUGACUUUAGGAAAAGGAGGAAGAGCGAGCCUGCGGUGGGGCAGCCCAGGGGCUUGGAUCCAAGUGCAAGCAAGACUAGCCCGGGGCGAGCAGACCUCCCAGGAUCAGGCGGCACGCUGACAAAAUCUUUGAUCAGUUCUUCUCCUUCUUCCCCCUCAAGAGCAAAAGGUGGGGAUGAUAUAUGUCCGUCCCUUUACGGUUACUCAGGGUUCAACGGCAACCCCUCCAAUGAGUUAGAUUACUGUAACGCUUAUAGACAGCAUUUGGAUGUCCCUCGUGACUCACAGAGGGCCAUUACUUUCAAGAAUGGCUGGCAAAUGGCCCGACAAAAUGCAGAGGUCUGGAGCAGCACCGAGGAAACGGUUUCCCCCAAAAUCAAAUCCCGUAGUUGUGACGAUCUCCUAAAUGACGACUGUGAUAGCUUUCCCGACCCCAAAACCAAGUCAGAGAGUAUGGGUUCUCUGUUAUGUGAAGAGGAUUCCAAGGAGAGCUGCCCUAUAACGUGGGCUUCCCCCUACAUCCAGGAGGGCCGCAAUAAUGGCAGGUCAAGGCUCCGGCACAGGUCAGCCCAUGACGCUCCAGGCUUCCUAAAACUGUACAAGAAAAUGCACCGCAUUAACCGCAAGGACUUGAUGAAUUCAGAGGUGAUUUGCUCCGUCAAGUCGAGAAUAAUGCAGUAUGAGAAGGAGCAGCAACACAAGGGCCUGCUCCAUGGAUGGAGCCAGUCCUCCACGGAGGAGGUGCCCAGGGACAUGGUCCCCACCCGCAUUUCUGAAUUUGAAAAGUUGAUUCAAAAGUCAAAAUCCAUGCCCAAUUUAGGAGAUGAAAUGUUAUCUCCCAUAGCCCUAGAACCUCAACAAAAUGGUUUAUGUCCCAAGAGGCGAUUUUCCAUUGAGUCUUUGCUGGAGGAAGAAAAUCAGAGUAGACACCCUUCUCAUGUACAACGAAGCCACAAGCCUAAAACCCUGGUGCCAAUUCAUAUUGAAGUCACCAGCGAUGAGCAACCGAGAAUGCAUAUGGAGUUUUCCGAUAGUGACCAGGACGGAGUUGUGUCUGACCACAGCGAUUACAUUCAUGUAGAAGGAUCAUCCUUUUGCAGUGAGAGUGACUUUGAUCACUUUUCUUUCACAUCCUCUGAAAGUUUUUAUGGAUCCAGCCACCAUCACCACCACCACCAUCACCACCACCAUCACCGGCACCUCAUCAGCUCCUGCAAAGGCAGAUGCCCAGCCUCCUAUACUCGAUUUACCACAAUGCUAAAACACGAAAGAGCUAAACAUGAAAAUGCUGAAGAGCCCAGAAGACAAGAAAUGGACCCUGGCCUUUCUAAACUUGCAUUUCUGGUCAGUCCCGUGCCUUUCCGGAGGAAAAAAAAUUCGACUCCCAAAAAACAGACUGAAAAGGCAAAAUGUAAAGCAUCUGUUUUUGAGGCUCUGGACUCUGCCCUUAAAGACAUCUGUGACCAAAUUAAAGCUGAAAAGAGAAGGGGAAGUUUGCCAGACAACAGUAUCCUGCACCGUCUUAUCAGUGAACUUCUGCCAGAUAUUCCCGAGAGGAACUCAUCUCUUAAAGCUCUAAGAAGGAGCCCCACGCCCCAGCCUUUGCACCCACUGCCUCAAGAUGGUGCUAUUCAUUGCCCAUUGUACCAGAAUGAUUGUGGGAGAAUGCCUCACAGUGCCUCUUUCCAAGACUUGGACACCACCAACAACAAUUACCACCACCAAGACCACGAGAGUGCACGGAGUCUCCAAGACCACGAGUGCCCUAGAAGUUACGCCUCCGCCAUGACGGACCUGGGGAGAAGUGCACCGCGGGAAAGAAGAGGAACUCCGGAAAAAGAGAAAUUGCCUGCAAAAGCUGUUUAUGAUUUUAAAGCUCAGACAUCUAAGGAGCUGUCAUUUAAGAAAGGAGAUACUGUCUACAUCCUCAGGAAAAUAGAUCAAAAUUGGUAUGAGGGAGAGCACCACGGGAGAGUGGGCAUUUUUCCAAUCUCAUACGUCGAGAAACUCAUACCUCCUGAAAAAGCACAGCCCGCAAGACCACCCCCCCCAGCCCAGCCUGGAGAAAUCGGAGAAGCUAUGGCCAAAUAUAAUUUCAAUGCCGACACAAAUGUGGAGCUAUCGCUGAGAAAGGGAGAUAGAGUUACUCUUCUUAAAAGAGUUGAUCAAAACUGGUAUGAGGGUAAAAUUCCAGGAACCAGCAGACAAGGCAUCUUCCCUGUUUCCUAUGUGGAAGUUGUCAAGAAGAAUACAACCAAAGGUGCUGAGGAUUACCCUGACCCUCCAAUCCUCCACAGCUAUUCUAGUGAUAGAAUCCACAGCUUAAGUUCCAAUAAGCCACAGCGUCCUGUGUUUACUCAUGAAAACAUUCAAGGUGGGGGGGAACCGUUUCAGGCUCUGUAUAACUAUACUCCUAGGAAUGAAGAUGAGCUGGAGCUCAGAGAAAGUGAUGUCAUUGAUGUGAUGGAAAAGUGUGACGAUGGAUGGUUUGUGGGAACCUCAAGAAGAACCAAAUUCUUUGGUACUUUUCCCGGAAACUAUGUCAAGAGGCUGUGAAUCACUCUCCCUCCUUUUUAUGCCGCCUUUCAGCACCACAUCUGCAUAACCUUGCCCGAAAAGAGCCCCUCAAGCCUCCUGCUGCCCUGCCUUGCAGUCUCCUCUAGAAGUCACCCACCCCUCACCAUCUCUACCUGCCUCCAAACCACCAGCAAAGGGACCGCCGCUGCCGAGCCCGGGGGGGAGGCUGGAGACUUGCUUCCGUGUGAACGUGCAUAUUCCUGAUUUCUGCUCUAAACUUUGAAAAGUCGCUAUGCGAGAUCAGAAAGAAAAGCAUUAUAGUUAGAAAGGGUUAAGUAUUUGAGGCAAAAAAAAAAAAAAAGGGAAAUAUCUCAAGAAUCUCUCUAGUCCACUUUGAACAACGAUGUUCUCCCCUCAGGCAACCAGAGAUUGUUUAUUCCUAAAUGCUGUGGUUUGCAUUUUCACAUUCUUAGCUUGGCAGUAUAUUUUCCUUUCACGAGUUUGCCUAGUGUCCUGGUUUACACGACAUGAAAACUGUACUUUGGCUAUUGUUUGCCUGCACUUAUAUAUUGUAAUACGCACAGUGAUUACAAAAUCUAAAGCAAGCGUAGGAACGUUAAUUCGGAUGAGUGUGAUUUUGUUGAUUGAAUGUGAGUUUUCAAAUAGGAGUCUUUUCUUGCAGUUUUUUUUCUGUACUUUUUAGAAGUGCAAACCGUAAGUGAAUAAGAGCCUUUGGUAAUAAUCAUGAGAGUAUAAGAGGUUUAGCUAGA